Durio zibethinus is the source of this 2220-nucleotide messenger RNA. Its product is annotated as peptidyl-prolyl cis-trans isomerase FKBP62-like. The record is from RefSeq and is a predicted model, not a curated record. Gene Ontology annotation, molecular function: protein binding; peptidyl-prolyl cis-trans isomerase activity. Lineage: Eukaryota; Viridiplantae; Streptophyta; Magnoliopsida; Malvales; Malvaceae.
CCAAGAAAGAAAACAUAAAACACAAGAUGAAAGAAAAUAAAAAAUAAAAAUUUUAAAUUAGGGAAUGGAAACUGUGGGAGCAUCCCGACCCUUCAAAAACAAUCAAUCAACUGCGAUAUGUUGGUUGAUCUCUUCUCUAGUUUCUCCCUAACCCUCCUUUUUUGGAAGCCUCUAGAAGCCAAAACCCCCAUCACUUCGCCAUAAAAGGCCCUCUCUGUCUAGUUGUCUUUGAUUUCCCUUCUUCGAUUCUCAAAGCUUCUCAACAACGCUCGUUUCUUCGUUUCUAACGCGCUCACUUUCACUAUCUCUCUAGAUUCUUCGAUUCGAGAUGGAUGAGGAUUUCGAUGUUCCGGCGGCGGAGGAUUUGAUGAACGAUGACAUGGAUCUUCCCGACGAGACUCCCAUUUUGAAAGUCGGAGAAGAAAAGGAGAUCGGAAAGCAAGGCUUGAAGAAGAAGCUUGUUAAGGAAGGGGAAGGUUGGGACAAGCCUGAAAUCGGCGACGAAGUUGAAGUUCAUUAUACGGGGACGUUGCUUGAUGGAACUCAGUUCGAUUCGAGCCGUGAAAGAGGGACUCCUUUCAAGUUCACUCUCGGUCAAGGGCAAGUUAUUAAAGGAUGGGACGAAGGAAUUAAGACAAUGAAGAAAGGUGAAAAUGCUAUUUUUACCAUUCCUCCUGACCUGGCAUAUGGUGAGUCUGGCUCACCACCAACCAUUCCUCCUAAGGCAACCCUCCAGUUUGAUGUCGAAUUGCUAUCUUGGACAAGUGUCAAGGACAUUUGUAAAGAUGGGGGGAUAUUUAAGAAGAUACUUACCAAAGGGGACAAAUGGGAGAACCCAAAGGACCUCGAUGAAGUGCUAGUUAACUAUGAAGCGAAGCUUGAGGAUGGCACAGUUGUGGCAAAAGAUGAUGGUGUGGAGUUCACUGUUAAGGCUGGUCACUUAUGUCCUGCAUUUGCAAAAGCCAUUAAGACAAUGAAGAAAGGGGAGAAGGCACUUCUUACAGUUAAGCCACAAUAUGGCUUUGGUGAGAAGGGGAAGCUAGCCACUGGUGCUGAAGGUGCAGUGCCUCCAAAUGCCACACUUCACAUUACCCUAGAGUUAGUUUCGUGGAAAACUGUGACUGAGGUCACUGAUGACAUGAAGGUUAUAAAAAAGAUCUUGAAGGAAGGGGAGGGAUAUGAGCACCCAAAUGAGGGGGCUGUCGUCCAAGUGAAAUUGAUUGGGAAAUUGCAAGAUGGUACUGUCUUCUUGAAGAAGGGUCACAAUGAAGGAGAAGAGUUGUUUGAGUUCAAGACAGAUGAAGAGCAAGUCAUUGAUGGUCUUGAUAGAGCUGUGAUGAAGAUGAAAAAGGGUGAAGUAGCACAGCUGACUAUUGCACCUGAGUAUGCUUUUGGGUCGUCUGAGUCACACCAGGAGUUGGCUUUGGUACCCCCUAACUCAACUUUAUACUACGAAGUUGAGUUGGUAUCAUUUGUCAAGGAAAAAGAAUCAUGGGAUAUGAGCAACCAAGAAAAGAUUGAAGCUGCUGGUAAAAAGAAGGAAGAAGGAAAUGUAUUGUUCAAGGCUGGUAAAUAUGUGAGAGCUUCUGAGAGAUAUGAGAAGGCUGUUAAGUAUAUUGAGUAUGAUUCUUCCUUUGGUGAAGAGGAGAAAAAGCAGUCUAAGGCAUUGAAGGUCGCUUGCAAUCUGAACAAUGCUGCUUGCAAAUUGAAACUGAAGGAUUACAAGCAGGCUGAGAAAUUGUGCACCAAGGCUUUAGAAUUAGAAAGUGCAAAUGUGAAAGCCCUCUAUAGAAGGGCUCAAGCAUACAUCCAUCUGGCAGAUUUGGAUUUGGCAGAGUUUGAUAUUAAGAAAGCUCUUGAGCUUGAUCCUGAUAACAGGGAGGUUAAGCUCGAAUACAAGGUUUUGAAAGAGAAGAUCAAGGAAUAUAACAAGAAGGAAGCCAAAUUUUAUGGUAACAUGUUUGCCAAGAUGAAUAAAAUGGAGUCUGUUGAUUCUAGUAAAUCAGCCGGUGAGGAACCGGAACCAAUGAGCAUAGAUAGCAAGGCGUAGGUGGAGAUCGGGUGGGGGAGAUAAUGCCUAGUUUUUAUGCUUCAACUACUUUGAUUCUAUUUAUCGGACAACUUAUCUUUGGCACAAGAGAACUUGAGUUGUUGUAAUGGAUUCUAAUGUGUCUGAACUAUUUUGAUUAUAUGCCCAAAGAUUGAAAAUUUUAUAAUCAA